AUGCGCGACGACCAGCGUGGGACCUCACGUGUUCUCACGUGGCCGUGCCAUACCCACGUCUUCUCAAACGCUCAUGUCGACGCGACCACGUCGGCCAGCAAAGCGCCAGAAACUCGAGCAAAACUCCAGCCCGAGCAAGGUCUGCAGGCAUGCGCGACGACCAGCGUGGGACCUCACGUGUUCUCACGUGGCCGUGCCAUACCCACGUCUUCUCAAACGCUCAUGUCGACGCGACCACGUCGGCCAGCAAAGCGCCAGAAACUCGAGCAAAACUCCAGCCCGAGCGACCUUCUAGAGCAGUCGGACGCCGACCGCGACUUCUGGUUCCUGGAUGGCAAUGUAAUUCUCGAAAUCGCCAGCCACAAACAGUUUCAAGUCUACAAGGGCGUCCUUCAAAACCUCUCUGCUUUCUUCCGCCGCAAAUUCGUCGACAACAUGCACUCAAGACUUCACUACGGAGUUGUUCGCCUCCAAGGAGACACCGUGGCCGACUGGACGCACCUUCUGAGUGCGAUUUUUCCUGCGGAAGGCCUCAAAGACGAAAAUCCGCCGCUGGAGCAGAUCCUCGCCGUCAUACGUCUCGGGAGAAAAUACGAGUUUACGCAGGCCUUCCUGGGCCCCAGUUACCGCCGUCUAAAAGGUGACUUUCCCUCCACCCUACAGGACUACGACGACGUAAGAACGACGUGGAACUAUAUUCUCGUUCCGGAAACGGAGCCUGCGGAUUGGAAUGUCCGCAAUGUUGAUGGCCACGCUAUCUUCCACGUCGUUAGCCAAGUGCUCAAUCACGCCGAAGAUAUCGGCCUGCAUUCGAUUCUGCCAAUGGCAUACUAUUCCCUCCUCGAUUGUGAUCCAGACCUCGUAAUGAACGAUGACAAUUUGAAGCAGGCAAAACGGCGAACAUUCUUCCGCGGAUACGACAAUAUACAAAAGGACCCAGACGUUCCACUCAAAUGCCUCGAACACGGAAACUUCAUCCCUUUAACACGAAAGUGCUCCCAGAGAACGACUGCCAAGUGCGAAAGUACCGCACUCGCUCUAUGGCUCAAGCUCUUGCCGUUCAACAAAUCGGACUCAUCUCACACUCAAACGGUCUCUGUUCUGGAUCCCUGGGACUCAGACUGGGACAACGGAUUCUGUGAAAACUGUUUGGCGGCCUUGAUGAACGAGUACGAGGAACGCAGGGAAAGGUGUUUCGAGAAAUUGCCUGGCUGGUUCGGACUAAAGACGUGGGAAACGCUGCACGAGAAGGACUGUAUGCUUGGAUAA
Messenger RNA from Mycena indigotica, 1269 nucleotides. Its product is annotated as BTB domain-containing protein. Bases 1 to 1269 code for a protein of 422 amino acids. The record is from RefSeq and is a predicted model, not a curated record. The transcript is spliced from 3 exons. Lineage: Eukaryota; Fungi; Basidiomycota; Agaricomycetes; Agaricales; Mycenaceae.